Molecule: messenger RNA, 294 nt
Organism: Cladophialophora psammophila CBS 110553
Lineage: Eukaryota; Fungi; Ascomycota; Eurotiomycetes; Chaetothyriales; Herpotrichiellaceae
Exons: 1
Coding region: 1-294 (97 amino acids)
Source: RefSeq, a predicted model, not a curated record
AUGGGAAGGCGGCGCGCGUGGUCGUCAGAAGAGACAAACGAGCUGUACAAUGCGCUAGAUGAGUGCGUCAAAGAAGGACUCGCAUCAUUUCACCACGCGGUAGCAAAGAUUGAACAGCACCUUCUGACGACCCUCAAGAAAGAGGACACCCCUCUGAGCGAGAAGGAAGUCAAGACGAAGCUGUACGGGUCGGGCAAGAAAGUCGGCGUCAGUGCCGAGAAGCUUGUUACAGAAUGGCGUCGGCAUCGUCAACAGUUCGUUGCAGAAGGCCACCAGCGGCAAAGCGCAACUUAA